This is a messenger RNA of Exserohilum turcica Et28A, 3978 nucleotides long. RefSeq lists its product as uncharacterized. NCBI's taxonomy places the organism in Eukaryota, Fungi, Ascomycota, Dothideomycetes, Pleosporales, Pleosporaceae. The coding region runs from base 1 to 3849 and encodes 1282 amino acids. The transcript has a single exon. The record is from RefSeq and is a predicted model, not a curated record.
AUGUCUGUCAUCGACACCACCAAGGACCUAUCAGCGCUCUUCACUCAGCAGGUCCAAGCUACCCCCGACUUGGUUGCUCUCGAAGACGAGAAGCACACUUACACAUACCAAGAGCUCCACGACAAAGUCGCUGCCCUUGCCGACCGGCUGCGGGGCCAUGGAGUCGGCCGCGACAGUCUGGUUGGCGUCUUGUUGCCGCGAUCCGCCGACUAUGUAAUCGCCUGCUUAGCAGCCCUUCGUGCGGGAGGUGCAUUUCUGGUUUUGGAGCUGGCUUAUCCUCCCGACCUCCUUGCGGAUGUUCUCGAGGACUCGCAGCCCACAGUGAUCGUCACUGUCAGCGCUGAAGUCGGUAAGAUCAAGGGAUCCACACCGCUUGUUGUUCUGGAUGAAACCAGUUCCGCUACAAACGGCCACGUGGAAGAGUCGGAGCUGAAGCCAUUGCCUGACGAUUCGGAUUUGGAUCGCUUGGCUUUUGUUGCCUACUCGAGUGGAACUACUGGCAAGCCGAAAGGUAUCGCCAACCCCCACAAAGCAGCGGUCCUCUCGUACAACCUGCGGUUCGCGUUAUCAGAUCUGCAGCCGGGCGACCGCGUGGCUUGCAAUGUCUUCUUCGUUUGGGAAAUUAUACGUCCACUGUUGCGGGGAGCAACCGUCGUGGCCGUUCCGGAUGAUGCGAGCUACGACCCACGCAUGCUGGUCGACCUACUGGCCAACAAGAAGAUCACCGAAACCCUCUUCACACCAACUCUUUUCUCUACUGUCCUUGCGCGUCACCAAGCACUGGAGACUCGCCUGCCAAAUCUGAAAACUGUUUGGCUCAAUGGCGAAGUCGUGACAACCGAUCUUGCACGCCGUGGUAUCAAGGCCCUUCCCAAGACCCGCCUGCUCAACGUCUACAGUGCGUGCGAGACACAUGAAAUCGCCGCCGGCGACAUCAAGGACAUGCUUGAGAAGCUCGACAAGGAUGCUUCUUACUGCCCAGUUGGACCACCCAUCAUUGACAAGAAAUACAUCUACAUUCUGGAUGAAAGUGGCCAGAAGGUCGAUGAGGGCGAGAAUGGCGAGCUCUACGUUGGCGGGCACCUGCUUGCUCGAGGAUAUCUCAACCUCCCAGAGACGACGGCCAAGGCUUUCAUCAGGAAUCCCUUCAGUUCCAAGUUUGGUGCUAGGAUGUACAGGACUGGCGACAAGGCGCGUCUCCUUCCCAACGGCCUGCUUGAAAUCACCGGACGUGUCGGCGCCAUGAUCAAGAUCCGUGGAUACUCCGUGGUUCCGGGUAAGGUUGAAACCGCAAUUCUCAGCCAUCUAGCCGUCAGCCACUGUGCCGUGGUGCCUUUCGGAGAAGGCAUCGACCGCCAGUUAGUGGCCUACAUUGUACGCGACAAGAACACAUCGGCAGAACGCCCGGAACUGGAGAUUGACAGGACUGGCCGCAGCUCGACCGCCAGGCGCAUGCUCAUGAACUAUCUUGCUCACUACAUGAUACCUUCACUCUGGGUCGAGAUGGACAAACUGCCGACGAAUGAUGUUUCUGGCAAGGUUGAUCUCAAAGCCUUGCCUCCCCCAAGACCUGCUUCGCCUUCAGGCAGUGCCCGCAAGUACGAGCAAAGUCCAAUUACCAUCGAACAGAUUACCCAGAUCUGGGCCUCCAUCCUUAACGUCAGUACCAGCUCCAUUACUCCAGAAUAUAACUUCUUCGAUCUUGGUGGCCAUUCACUUCUACUCGCCGACCUAGCUGCGCGACUGUCGAAUACCUUUGGUUUCCGAGUACCAGUCGCACGUCUUGCCCAACCGGCAACGCUGAACGGACAUUUGGACACGGUUCGUGCUAUCCGGGAUGGCCACACGGCCGAGGUGCAAGAGAACCUGCCAGCAGUAUUGCGUGCCGACUCCGUCCUGGACAAAGACAUUCAGCCGCAAGGCGCCAAAAAAUGUGCGCUCAAGGACGCAAAGACGGUCCUUCUCACUGGUGUCACAGGUUUCUUGGGUGCUUUCCUUCUCCGUGAUUUACUGGAAAGCACAUCUGCUCAGAUUGUGUGUAUGGUUCGUUUCGCCGAUUCUUCGCAAGACGAUAUUCCCGCUGGUAUAGCUAGGAUACGUAGGAACUUGCUGGACUUUGGCCUCUGGAGCGACAACAUCAUGGAGCGCGUGGAAAUUCUCCCAGGAAACUUGUCUCGCAGAAGAUUCGGUCUCGCGCCCGAUACAUUCAAGGCAUUGGCUGAGCGCAUUGAUGUCAUUGUUCACGCUGCCGCUACCGUCAACUUGGUGUACCCUUACGCGGCGCUGCAAAAACCAAACGUCGGCGGUACACGGGAAAUCCUACGUCUUGCUGCCCAGGGCGGCGUGACGGUACAGUACAUUUCUACCAACGGAGUACUUCUUCCUGCCAAGGGCCGGGAAGGGUGGCCCGAAGACACGAUUCUCGAGGUUGAUGAUGUCGUCAAGCUUGCCGAUGGUUAUGGACAAACCAAGUGGGUCGCUGAACAACUUGCUCUGGAGGCUGGCCGAAGGGGUCUCCCCAUAAAGAUCCACCGUAUCGGUACUAUCAGCGGCCAUAGCGAGACUGGCGCUGCCAAUGCCUGGGAUCUUUUGACAGCUUUGAUUGUUGAAUCCAUCAGGAUUGGUCACUACCCAGACGUCAAGGGCUGGCGCGCAGAAAUGACACCGGUCGAUUUUGUCAGCAAAGCCAUCCUCCACCUCAGCAACCAAACCGAAACUGAGCAGACUAUCUUCCACAUUGGCGAUCCGGAUCCAGUAGAUGUCAGCCAAGUCUUCGAGGAACUCAACGUACUAGGCUAUCCCACCAAGCCCAUGCAGUUUGAAAAGUGGAUUCAGCUCUGGGACGACAAGCGAGGCUCUGUCAAGGGAGGUGACGGUGCUUUUACCGUCGAUAUUCUCCGUGGUGGUAUGCCUAGCAUCGAGUUCCUGAGAGAUGUCGUUGUGCUUGACAACGCGAAGACGCGACCGCUUCGCCUGGCUGUAGAGCGCCCCAAGGUUGAUCGCGUACUUCUAGAGACGUAUACACGCCACUGGUAUGCUCGAGGCUGGCUUCCAAAGCCACCAGCUCACCAAAAUGCUGCGGGCGGCUCGGCUCGGCUGCCUCGAAAGGGUCCGCUCUCUGACAAGGUUGUUGUUGUCAUGGGCGCCUCAUCUGGUAUUGGCGCCGCGACUGCCACAGCCCUUGCGCGAGAAGGCUGCCAUGUUGCGCUUGCAGCACGGCGCCUCGACGCCCUUGAAGAUCUCAAGAAGCGCAUCGUAGUUCGGGAGGGCAAGAUCAUUACCCAGAAAACCGAUGUCACAGACAAGAGCCAAGUUGAAGCACUCGUCGCUGCAGCAGAGAAGCAGCUUGGUCCAAUCGAUAUUUUUGUCAACGUCUCCGGAGUCAUGUACUUCACCAUGAUGGCCAACUCCUACACUGACCAAUGGAACCAGACCGUCGACGUAAACUGUAAAGGUCUCCUGAACGUCAUCUCCUCCAUCGUUCCCUCGAUGCUCAAGCGCGGAAAGGGUCACCUCCUUGCCAUCUCAUCUGAUGCUGGGCGAAAGGUCUUCCCUGGCCUGGGAGUCUACUCGGCUUCCAAGUUUUUCGUAGAGGCCACGCUGCAGAGUCUGAGGCUGGAGACUGCUGGUACGGGGCUGAAGGUGACCUCUAUCCAGCCAGGUAAUGUAGUGACCGACCUGCUAGGUAUGAGCACAGAUCCCGAGGCCUUGAAGAAGUAUGGUGAGCCGAGCGGAGCCAAGGUCCUGGACCCAGAGAAUGUUGCUGAGAGUAUUGUGUAUGCGCUCAAGCAGCCGGAACAUGUCAGUGUCAACGAGGUGCUUGUUGAGCCGAGGGACGAGCCAAUCUAGAUUUAGAGAAUUGGGUUAGACAUGGAGAAGUAUGAUUAGAAAAAUAUUUGGGUAGAUGCAUCCCAUCAUGGGUCAUUGUACGAUUGAGAUUAGAAGAAUGAUUAGAAUUUUUGCUGUAAUUUACUGAAU